Molecule: messenger RNA, 1746 nt
Organism: Penicillium vulpinum
Lineage: Eukaryota; Fungi; Ascomycota; Eurotiomycetes; Eurotiales; Aspergillaceae
Product: rRNA (cytosine-C5-)-methyltransferase RCM1
Exons: 2
Coding region: 1-1746 (581 amino acids)
Biological process (GO): rRNA base methylation
Cellular component (GO): nucleolus
Molecular function (GO): methyltransferase activity
Source: RefSeq, a predicted model, not a curated record
AUGUCCCUCUACUUUGAUGCGGUCGCUAUCUUGACCACGCCCUCAUCAGGCGGCUCGUUCAAGUCUCGGGUUUAUAGUGCUCGGAACCUCCGCGCAUCUCCAGCUCAGAUCUAUGCGCUGACCACCGAGGCUGCUAAAUGGGACACCGUGCUGGCAGAUGUCAUUGACAAAUCAGGCAUUCUCGCCUUGGAACGCAAGCUCUCUCCACUCCUCGCUCUUCUCCUCGUUCACGAUCUUCUACUCGCGAAGAAGGGCAUUGCCGCCCCGGCAACCCACACACUCCGUCAAACUGUGGAGCGUCACAAGGCUAGGCUAAAGGCUGAGUUCACUAAGGCUCGUGUCCGUCGUGGGUGCGCCUCCGUCGAGCAAUUCAAGGCUGUUGUUAUUCGUGAGAAAAGACUGGCCGAUGGGACCAGCCAUUUCGUAUACCCGCGCUGGGUGCGCAUCAAUAACAUCCGCACUACCCUCGAAGAGCAGCUGAGCACUACGUUCAAGUCUUACCGUCGGGUAGAAACUAUUGCAGAAUUGGCCCAAGAAGACGAGCUGGAAAGCCGAAAGCCAGAGCCGAGAUUGUUCAUCGAUCCUAACAUUCCGGAUUUGGUGGCGGUGCCUUUUGGCGCAGACUUUACUGCCUCAUCUGCCUAUAAAAAUGGUGAUAUCAUUCUACAGGACAAAGCGUCCUGCUUCCCAGCGUAUCUCCUGUUGGGUGACCGUGGGCCCAGCGACCCAUGGGAGGGUGACUUAGUUGAUGGCUGUGCCGCCCCAGGGAACAAAACUACGCACUUGGCCUCGCUUUUGGCUAAACAACAAAAGGGUAGCAAGAACAGCAAACAGAGAAUCUUUUCUAUGGAUGCAUCUACCGUGCGUUCUAGAACGCUGCAGAAAAUGGUUGGUCUGGCCGGUGCUGAUUCGGUCACUGUACUGCAAGGUCAGGAUUUCCUCGCCCUUGACCCAGAAGAUGAACAGUUUGAAAAGGUUACUGGGUUACUGCUGGACCCCAGUUGUUCUGGUAGCGGAAUCAUCGGCCGCGACGAUGUCCCUCAGUUCACACUCCCUGCCGCGGCAGCAUACAAGGCGCCCAAGUCACAUGGAAAGAAACGAAAGCGUCCGGACAAUGAUGAUGAAGCAGGUAGCGAGCAAUCGAAAGCCACCAUGGGAACUCCGCAGGCAGAGCCCACAGAUGAAAAUGAUAUUCCGGAUGGGACUAUUGACCCAGAGCGACUGACCAAACUAUCAAGCAUCCAAGCGCGAAUCGUUGAACACGCUCUGAGUUUCCCGAAUGCUACCCAUGUGACGUAUAGUACUUGUUCUAUUCACCUGAUUGAAAAUGAGGGCGUCGUGGCUCGGAUUCUGAAUUCCCAAGUCGCUAAAGAGCGCGGCUGGCGCCUCCUGCGGCGCGAGGAGCAGCCUGACGGCUUGCGCCGAUGGGAGAAACGAGGUGUGCGAGAGGAGCGACCAGCUUCAGGAGAGAUAGGACCAUUAGGCACGGUAGACCUCUCUGACGAGGCACUCGAAGCGUGUAUCCGGUCCUGGCAAGGUGACGCAGAAGGUCUUGGAGGGUUUUUCGUUGCUGGAUUCAUUCGUGACCCUAGUCACGCUGUCGCGACCAUUCCGGCUAAGGAACGUGGAAAUGAUGAGCACGAUGAGCAUAGUGAGAGCGAUGAGAGCGACGAAGAAGAAGAAGAAGAAGAAGAAGAAGAAGGAAAGGAUGAAGACGAUGAAGAAUGGGGAGGAUUCUCCGAUUAG